Molecule: messenger RNA, 7906 nt
Organism: Tympanuchus pallidicinctus (lesser prairie-chicken)
Lineage: Eukaryota; Metazoa; Chordata; Aves; Galliformes; Phasianidae
Gene: SYNPO2
Product: synaptopodin 2
Exons: 5
Coding region: 118-3420 (1100 amino acids)
Biological process (GO): positive regulation of actin filament bundle assembly
Cellular component (GO): stress fiber; actin cytoskeleton; nucleus
Molecular function (GO): actin binding
Source: RefSeq, a predicted model, not a curated record
GAAUACAUUUGCUAGUGCAGUACGCAGCAGCAGCAACAGUGUGGUGCUCUGGGUCUCCAGCUCUGCCUCAGGCUCGCUGAACAUCUGCAAGACAAUUUUUUUAUGUUCUGUAAAUGAAUGCUGCCUAAUUGCACCAGGAAAAUGGGCACAGGGGAUUAUAUCUGCAUUGCUAUGAGCGGAGGGGCGCCUUGGGGCUUUAGAUUGCAAGGUGGAAAGGAGCAAAAGCAGCCUUUGCAAAUCGCCAAGGUUCGCAACAAAAGCAAAGCAGCUAAGGCUGGCCUGUGUGAGGGGGAUGAGGUGGUGUCUAUCAAUGGCAAACCUUGUGGAGACUUAACCUACGCUGAAGUUAUCGUUCUGAUGGAAAGCUUGACUGAUGUCCUGCAGAUGCUUAUCAAGAGAUCCUCCAGUGGAAUAAAUGAAACUUUGAGUGCUGAAAGAGAAAAUGGAAAGCAUGAUAACGUAAAAAAUGAGGACUAUAGGGAGAGCACUACACUGCAGAUUAAUACAGCCAAAGAGAUACCCCAUGGAGAUUUGUGCAUCACAGAGAUAUACAGUGAGACUCACCAGGGAGCAGGAGAAAGCAACAUACACUUUUCUGAAAUGAAACAAGAGACCACACAAAGUCACAGAAUUACUCCUAAAGUGAUAGGCACCUCCAAAGCGCAUGUGACUGAUGAAUCUGUUUUCAGAGGGAAGAUAGAAGAAAGAAGGCCAGGCAAUAUGGUUGAGUUGCAGUUAUCCCUCUCAAAUGAUGGUCACAAGAGCACCAACGCUCCUGCUGUGACUCUCUUAGGGGCAGAAAAAUGCACCCCUUCAGGAAGAGGACUCAGUGUACAAGAAGACGGGACCAACCCUGUAAUCGCAAUUCCCCUGAGUGUAAAAGAGGGCAACAUCCAGUGGUCAAGCAAAGUAGUCCAGUUUUCUAGUAGCAAAGAGGUCAAGAUGAUCCAAAGCGCAGCUCCAUCUAUCCCCAGGGUGGAGGUGAUCCUAGACUGUUCAGACAGAGAAAAAGAAGCACCCAAGUCUCUGGCUGAAAGGGGGUGUGUUGAUUCUCAAGUGGAAGGAGGGCAGUCAGAAGCACCUCCUUCUCUCCCCUCCUUUGCAAUCUCAUCAGAAGGCACAGAGCAGGGAGAAGACAACCAGCACUCGGAAAGGGAUCACAGACCUCUCAAGCACAGGGCAAGGCACGCAAGACUCCGGAGAAGUGAGAGCCUGUCAGAGAAGCAGGUUAAAGAAGCCAAAUCUAAAUGUAAAAGUAUUGCAUUGCUGCUGACGGCAGCUCCCAACCCCAAUUCCAAGGGGGUGUUGAUGUUCAAGAAGCGUCGGCAAAGGGCGAGGAAAUAUACUUUAGUCAGCUACGGGACUGGGGAGCUGGAACGUGACGAAGACGAGGGUGAAGAAGGUGAAGUUGAAGAGGGAGACAAAGAAAAUACUUUUGAAGUGAGUUUACUUGCAACAAGUGAGUCAGAAAUAGAUGAAGAUUUCUUCUCUGACAUUGACAACGACAAGAAGAUUGUGACAUUUGAUUGGGACAGUGGUUUACUUGAGGUUGAAAAGAAGACAAAAAGUGGAGACGAGAUGCAGACGCUUCCAGAGACAACAGGUAAAGGAGCCCUCAUGUUUGCCAGGAGACGGCAGAGGAUGGAUCAGAUUACAGCCGAGCAAGAGGAGAUGAAGGCACGCACAGUGCAUGCAGAGGAACAAAGGGAAGUCACGGUGUCAGAGAACUUCCAGAAAGUAAGCUCCUCAGCAUAUCAAACAAAAGAGGAAGAAAUGUUAAGCCAGCAACCCUGCAUAAGCAAAAGCUAUGCAGAUGUGAACCAGAAUGAUGGUAAAAUUGUACAACAAAAUGGGUUUGGCUUAGCACCAGACACAAGCCUCUCUUUUCAGUCUUCUGAGGCUCAAAAAGCAACAUCUUUGAACAGAACAGCUAAACCCUUCCCUUUCGGGGUUCAAAACCGAGCAGCUGCACCAUUUUCACCCACGAGAAAUGUCACUAGUCCUCUUUCAGAUUUACCAGCACCACCUCCCUACUGCUCUAUCAGCCCACCACCAGAGGCUUUAUACAGACCUCUAUCAGCUCCUGCAGCAAGCAAAGCUGCGCCAAUUCUCUGGUCACACACAGAGCCAACCGAACGCAUAGCAUCCAGAGAUGAGAGGAUUGCAGUGCCAGCCAAAAGAACUGGGAUACUGCAAGAAGCAAAGAGAAGGAGCACAUCAAAGCCUAUGUUCUCUUUCAAAGAAGCACCCAAAGUAAGUCCAAAUCCUGCCCUGUUGUCCCUUGUACACAAUGCAGAAGGCAAAAAAGGUUCUGGAGCUGGUUUUGAGUCAGGACCUGAAGAAGACUACCUCAGUUUGGGAGCAGAAGCUUGCAAUUUCAUGCAGAGUCAAGCAUCUAAGCAAAAGGCCCCUCCUCCUACUGCUCCAAAGCCUUCCCUCAAGGUCUCUCCUGCUGCUGGUACCCCAGUUUCACCCGUUUGGUCACCAGCUGGGGCUUCUAACAAGGCUCCUUCUUUCCCAACUCCAGCCUCACCGCAGGCAGCAUACCCUGCACCACUCAAAUCCCCACAGUACCCUCAUUCUCCCUCUGCCAAUCCUCCGAAUACUCUCAACCUAUCAGGUCCUUUCAAAGGGCCACAGGCAACCCUAGCGAGUCCAAACCACCCAGCCAAGACACCAACCACCCCAAGUGCUGGAGAAACAAAACCCUUUGAGAUGCCGCCAGAGAUGAGGGGAAAAGGAGCACAAUUAUUUGCCAGAAGACACUCUCGAAUGGAGAAGUAUGUGGUUGAUUCAGAGACUGUGCAAGCAAACAUGGCACGAGCCCCAUCUCCAACUCCAUCUUUACCAGCUUCUUGGAAAUAUUCAUCUAAUGUCCGAGCACCUCCACCUGUUGCUUAUAAUCCCAUACAUAGUCCAUCUUAUCCUCCUGCUGCCACCAAGCCUUUCCCUAAGUCCACUGCUGCUACUAAAAACACCAAAAGAAAACCUAAGAAAGGUCUCAAUGCUUUGGAUAUUAUGAAACAUCAACCUUAUCAACUUGAUGCAUCGUUAUUUACUUUUCAACCUCCUAGUAAUAAGGAAAGUCUAGCUAUUAAGCAGAUACCAAAGUUGCCCAUUUCAAAGCAAGCUACAUCCUUACGACUGCCUGGUUCUGCAUCUCCUACAAACGUCCGGGCAUCUUCAGUGUACUCUGUGCCAGCCUACAGUUCGCAACCGUCGUACCAAUCAAAUGCCUCCACCCCAGUAAAUGAAUCAUAUACGCCGACAGGCUAUUCUGCAUUUUCUAAGCCAGAAUCCACUACAUCCUCUUUGUUUACUGCUCCGAGGCCAAAAUUUUCAGCAAAGAAAGCUGGCGUCAUUGCACAGGAUCCUCAUCCAGAUUUCCUAGCUUGCAGAAUGCAAAGUGAUUGGUUAUAAAAAGAUCCACUUUUCCAGUAUUACCUUUCUCAAAAUACAAUGAUACAACUUUGUCUGAAGUUAAAUGCCCAGGAUUCCACUGAUCGUUUUGUGAGUUCAGCAUGGCAAGUGCAAACCUUAAUUACACAGCUUGGCAAAAUGCUAUUUUAAAAUGAAUCUGCUCAGUUUGAACGAGAAAUGUUAUACAAAGAAGAAAUUCAAUGACAAGAUAUUAAAAAAACCUGUGGAUUCAGAAUCUUUGAACUUACUGCUGGUAGAAAUGUUUCUUGGGAAAAUAUGUGAGCCUGGUAUUUACUUGGUGCCACCUUCACAAGUUCAUAGUACCCGUGACAAGAACUGUACUUGAUCAUAAACAUUACUUCUGCGUGUUGUUACUGUUGGGAGGAGCUGGAAUCAUUCAAGAGCUAUGCUUGACAAGUGCUUUUUAGGCUGGAGCCUUACUCCAGAAAGAACUUCAGGAUUUUUAUCAGAUGAUUAAAAAGUAAUCCUGAAGCUGAAGGAAAUACUGUGUUGGAAGGUUCGCUACAGAAACAGAUUUGAGCUCUUGUUUUACAAGCUAGGGCUAACCACAGAAUGAUGUUUCUGUGGUUUAACUGUCAGCAUCCUUGAGUAAGGCAGGCAAAGACUUUUAUAGAAGAUGCUAAUCAAUUCUCCUGUUACUCUGUAGUUUCCAGAGGAAAAAAAUCUAUUCUUGCUUGUAAUGAUCUUGACAAACAGUUUUUAAUUUCAAUGCAUGUGAAACCAUCACAAAGUUAUGUGGUGGUACUGUAUAACAGUAACUGUAUGCUCCCAUAAGCUGAGGAAACAGCUCUGAGAAAAAUAGCUUACUGAACCCAUGCGUACAGACGGACUAAGUAGAUUAGGGCUUUGUGAGCAGGUUAUUCAGUAUAUCAGGACAAAGAGUUUUCAAACUUGUUUGAAGAAUCCUUGAUUCUUUCUUAUGGUUUGAGACUGAUAUCUUGAAAAGGUAAUUCCAGACAAUUGAAAGAUACAUUGCUGCAAAAGUAACACAUUGCCUGCCAUUGUUUUUUCUCAUAGAAUUUCCGACUCAAUUUAGGGCAGACAAUGGUACCGCUCACCUAAUGAACAGCCCUUCACUAAUUUGUAUUGACCUUGUUCUGUGCAUAGCACCAUCCCUUAUAUAGCACAAGCUCUUCAAAGUAUGCUUUUCAUGCUGAAUGACUUAUUUCCACAAAGCUUUUUUGGUUAGCAUUUAGUUGAUUCAGAAGCUGUAAUUUGUUUUUCCACUACUGCACGAAUGAGUAAAUGAAGAUGGAGGCAUUGGUAUUAGGAUAGCAUUAGCUUCCCAGUUCAAGACACUUAGCAUCAAGGCCAAUAGGAUGUGAACCAGUCACUGUGCAAAAGCAUAGUUCUCCUUAACAGUCUGUGAAUGUUCACAGAUUACACUUCUCCAGGUAGAAUUCCAGAAAAGGGAAUCCUCAAUGACCAGACAGUGAAAAUGCCUUUCCCACAAUAGUGUAAUGUUACUUUGUUACAUUACCAUACAAUUUGCUAAAAGAAAUGCUAAAACUGCACUGGAUGGGGCAGCGGUGCUAAAAUUUAAUAAAAAUUUGUAUGCACUGGGCAAUUAUGUUUACAUUUCAUAAUUUUUGAAUACUUAUCUUCCAUAUUUCAUUCCAUUGCUUCAAAGUAACUUUGUGUGUUUAAGAUCCAAAGGGUUUUUUUAGAACAAACCAAGCCUCAAAAUACUAUCAUACAGGUCACUGUUACCAGCAGGGUCCUCCAGCAUGGCUUGGACCACCAAUUGCCAUCAUGCUACUUAAAUCCUAGAAUGGCCUGGGUUGAAAAGGACCACAGCGAUCAUCUAGUUUCAACCCCCUGCUAUGUGCAGGGUCGCCAGCCACCAGAGGCUGCCCAUGCCCCCACUUGUUGACACCUGGCUGUGAAUCCGCACCAGGAGGAUGGCACACUUUCCAGUGGGGCUCUUAAGUUUUUUCUGACAUCAGUGAGAUCAAGGAAGGGCACACUCCAUCCCUCUGGGGAAGAAAUUUUUCUGGAGUUCUGAAGGAAAGUACACAGCAGUAAACAUAGGCUCUUUUCCCCAGGUAUAUCUUCAUGGCCCCAUUUCAUUCUAUUUUUUUCUUGGCCUGGCCUCCUCCUCAUAGCCUAAUUGCAAACUAAACAGGUCAAUUUUCUAUUCCUUAAGUUUCUCAUCAAAGCCUAUGAAACUUGGCCAGUUUGACAGCCAGGUGUCAACAAGUGGGGACAUGGGCAGCCUCUGGUGGUUGGCAACCCUGCACAUAGUUUACCUAACCUCAUCACUCUCCAAGCCAGUCCCGAAUACAGUUUUCCUUCUGUAUCAAGUAUUACUAUUGUGUAAUUUUAUUUUGGCCAGACUUUCCUCAGUCCUUCACUUGCUGGUUUCUUCCACUCUGCUGAAAUUAUUCUUGCCCAAUAUAUUCCAUUCAGAUGUUUUCCCUUUCAAAGAUGCUUUGGCCCAACAGGAGGUCUUGAGUUAUGUCAAGAGGCAGGUGUGAUGUGAAGCACACCUCAGUCCUUAACAGUGAUUGUGCAGAGCCCAGUAUUCAGACCCAGUGUUGUGAAGACAGAUAUGCAUCAUGUGUCUACACACAGAACUUUUUGUGAACGAAAACACAGCUGCACAACAAAUGCCAGAGCUAUGAUACACCUCAGUGGCUUCUCCAGUCUGUGGAAAUACACAUAGCCUGCAGGUCUCCCAGGUAGAGCAGGACACUGCAGGAACUGGGAAACAGAUAAGGCAUUCCUAUUGAGCCUCACAUUCCUGAUGAACCUGUGUUACCUAAAAUUACUGGACUGCUUGGUCUGGACAUAGGCAAGCAUUAGAAUAGAUGUAUGAGACGCUUCAGAUUCAAAGAUCAGUCUCAAAGCAGUUCUAAAGCAUAAAGCAGUACUACUUAUAAAGGAAAAGGAGUCUAGAAUUUUUUUGCAUCUGUAUGCCUUUUUUUUCUUUUCUUUCUUCUUUUCCUAUUUUCACUCUUUGAAGUGAUUGAGCCACACGGGUUCACUCGGUUAAAAUGUAAUUCAGGGGGCUGAAUCAUUUGAGAUGAAAUAAAUAAGAAAAAUAACCACAAAAAAGAGGAUUUUGGUUUGAAAGAUUUCAUAAGGAAAUUAUAUGGACCAGGAUAAAUUAUCUUUUCACUUGGAAAUGUUCAGAAGAAACAAUGCCACCAUCUCCAAGAAGUACAAUUAGUUCAGUAUUUUCUUGAUUUCAUUUUAGAAAAAUAUCAGUAACCUUCCCUUAAUAUUAAACGCUUUUGUCGUCCAUACAAAAUAGAAAUGUCAGAAACUGAGACCAACUUUGCACUUGUUUUCAAACUUCUAUUCAAAAGGAAGCAAGGCUUCGUGCUCUAAGGCCUUGGGAAUUGUAUAAUAUUUAAGUCCAGAAGAUGGCAGCAAAUGUUCUUUCUUAAGGGAAAUAAACUGUCCAUUCCAACACCCAAGGACCAAAAUGUUGCAUGCCAAUUUUAUUAGUUUCAUUUUGCCUGCUACAAAUUAUUUCCAGCAUUUUUAAUUUUAUUCCCUUUAAAAAAAAUAAAAACUGUAGUUAUAUUGUAAAGUAGGCAUGGCAUUUACAGCAAAGUUGGCAGCAUUUCAGAGAAGUUGUUUUUUUUCACUAUAUAAAGUUUAAAUCUUAAAUGCUUUCAGACAAAAAAAAAGCAAAAAUAAGCUUAGUAACGUCUUCUUUCUAUAUAUUGGUCAAAUUAAAAAUCUGAAAUGCUUGUUCUUCAAAAAAUUGGAAAGAAUGAAAGAAUUGAAACUAUAUAUAUAUGUCUAAAUCAGGUAUUAUUUAUUUUGUCCUACCAUCUUCUCAAUGUUCUCUAACUGUAGUAGCCAUUACAAAUCAAUAAAAAACAAAGUGACAAACGUAACCCUCAACUUUUAUAAAGACAGAGUCAUUCCACAGCAGCCAAUUGUUUUAACCACUUCCUUUUCCUUUGUUCCCAUUCAGUGUAAACAUUAACCAGAUGCUAACGUUAACUCUGAUUUGAACUUGCUUAAGCCUCAUGAUUAAAAUGAAAAGAAAAAAUAAAAAUGCCUUAAUGAUUUAGAAACCUAAGUCAAUCAUAUUACAUUUAUUUUAGUUUUACUUAUUAAUACACAACUCUUAAGUACUAACAAUGCUUACAAUAAAUGCAUCCUUCACUCACCAGUUUAUAAACAUCUUGCAUUUUUUAACCAGCAUUAGCUUGAAUCUUUUUGCACAGACACCUGGUCAGCAGCUCUUGCUAGUGUUCUAUGGCUACAAUGGACAGUUCUGAACUGCCUUUCCUUUUACUGACAUCCAGGAAUCAUUUUCCCUUUAAUAGCUACAGUAGAAAAAGCCUUGCCUUUUCUCAGAAGGAGGAAUAGAAGAACGCAAGUUAAUCACUGGAUGGCGUUCCCUUUUGUUUUGUAGCCUAACAACACCUUGUGUUCUGGUACAGUAUUAUUUUUAAUGUUUUACAAAAAGAGUACAGUAAUACAGUGUGUGAUAAUUUAAUAA